CCGGCCCUCCGGAAGCCGCCGGGAGGGCGGGGAGGACUCGCUGCGGGCAAAGCACGGCGGGGAGCGGUGCGGAGCCGCCUCGGGGUCUGCGCUGCAGCGACGGUGGGGAGCGGCGAGUGGGUCUGAAACGGGGUUUGGAAAAGCAGCAGGAAGAAAGGCCGAAACGCAAGCACGAUUCUCUGCCAGCCGUGGGGCGAGGAGAGAUUUAAGAAGGCCGUCCUCGCACAGCGCUCUGUCUGCUCGGCAGAGCUCACGCAAGAUCUGCUUGCGGGCCCCCCGCCCUGCUCCUGCAGACAGAGACCUCACGGGGCAGAGAUCUUCGUCUACCUCCUGCUGGUGUUCCUCACGUAAACGAACGCGUGGUUUGAACGUACAGGCCGUAUCGGAGUCACAGGACAGAGCCUUCCAAGCGCUACUGGAGAAUGGCAGGGAGAAAAGUCCUGAUAGUCUAUGCACAUCAAGAGCCCAACUCUUUUAAUGGAUCUUUGAAGACGGUCGCUGUGGAAGAACUGAGCAAACAGGGCUGCAGUGUCACAGUGUCUGACUUAUAUGCAAUGCAAUUUGAGCCACGGGCAACAAGAAAUGACAUUGUUGGUUGCUUGCACAACUCAAACGAGUUCAGUUAUGCAGUGGAGACGACAGAAGCUUACAAGAAAGGAUGUUUGUCCAAUGAUUUGAUCGAAGAGCAAAAGAAAGUGCAGGAAGCAGACUUACUGAUUUUUCAGUUUCCCUUAUACUGGUUCAGCAUGCCAGCAAUCAUGAAAGGCUGGAUGGACAGAGUCUUGGUCCAAGGAUUUGCUCACGAUUUUCCAAACUGCUAUGACUCUGGUUUGCUCAAGAACAAGUUAGCUAUGUUUUCUUUCACUACUGGAGGAACUGAGGAGAUGUAUGUAAAAGGAAGCAUGAGUGGUGACAUCCGCUAUAUCCUGUGGCCCAUGCAGCAUGGCAUCAUGCACUUCUGUGGUGUCAAAGUCCUCGAGCCUCACAUCUGCUUUGCUCCAGAAUACGUCUCUGAGGAGAAAAGGAAGGAGAUGCUUAGUGCCUGGGCACAGCGACUGAAGACACUUUGGAAGGAAGAACCCAUCAACUGCACUCCUGAGUGGUAUUUUAGUUAAUAUUCAAGCACAAGACUACAGAUAUUUUUUCUAUUCUUUUUGGUACUUUAUCUCAAUAUCAGAAUGUUAGCUUCAGAAUUCACAUUCAUUAUAGUUAUCUUGAAUACUACAGUUGGCAGCUUAGCUGUCAAUAAAGUAUUUGCCUUUAUUGAUUUCUGAAGAAUUCUCUUCAAUGAUGGAUGCACAGCUCUUUGUGAAGAACUAUCCUUGCCAUAUAAACAGUGACUUUCUGCCUGCAUGUGGUUAGUAACACAAGAGUUGCAAAUUAUACCAUUACUGCUUAUGAAACAGUAAAGUACGUCAUCAAUUUUA
Molecule: messenger RNA, 1427 nt
Organism: Lagopus muta (rock ptarmigan)
Lineage: Eukaryota; Metazoa; Chordata; Aves; Galliformes; Phasianidae
Gene: NQO2
Product: N-ribosyldihydronicotinamide:quinone reductase 2
Exons: 6
Coding region: 423-1115 (230 amino acids)
Cellular component (GO): cytosol
Molecular function (GO): NAD(P)H dehydrogenase (quinone) activity
Source: RefSeq, a predicted model, not a curated record